Molecule: messenger RNA, 2260 nt
Organism: Lacerta agilis (Sand lizard)
Lineage: Eukaryota; Metazoa; Chordata; Lepidosauria; Squamata; Lacertidae
Gene: PALS2
Product: membrane palmitoylated protein 6
Exons: 13
Coding region: 139-1761 (540 amino acids)
Cellular component (GO): plasma membrane; cell-cell junction
Molecular function (GO): protein binding
Source: RefSeq, a predicted model, not a curated record
GGCAGCCGACCGACCAGCGUUCCAACCAGCCAACCAACCAACCAACGGCCGCCUCGCCGGGAAUGGCUGUGUGGAAGAAAAAAUGAUGUCUCACGUAUUAGCCUAAAAUCCUGAUGAAGACGUGUCUAAGCAGCAGCAAUGCAGCAAGUUUUGGACAACCUUACGGACUUGCCUCCAUCAGCAGGAGCUGAAGAAAUAGACCUUAUUUUCCUGAAAGGAAUUAUGGAGAAUCCAAUUGUAAGAUCGCUUGCUAAGGCUCAUGAACGACUGGAAGAUUCUAAGCUUGAGGCUGUAAGUGACAACAAUCUGGAAUUGGUAAAUGAUAUUCUUGAAGACAUCAGUCCAUUAAUAAACAAAGAUGAAAACAUUGCAGAGUUGGUUGGUAUACUGAAGGAGCCACACUUUUUGUCACUCUUGGAAGCCCAUGAUAUUGUGGCAUCAAAGUGUUAUGAAUCUCCUCCCUCUAGCCCAGAAAUCAAUAAUUCUUCAGUGAACAAUCAGAUAGUGCCCGUGGAUGCCAUCCGUAUACUUGGCAUUCACAAAAGAGCAGGGGAGCCGCUGGGUGUGACAUUUAGGGUGGAGAAUAAUGAUCUGGUAAUUGCAAGAAUCCUUCAUGGAGGAAUGAUAGAUCGACAAGGUCUUCUACAUGUGGGUGAUAUUAUUAAAGAGGUUAAUGGUCAUGAAGUUGGAAACAAUCCAAAAGAGUUGCAAGAACUUUUGAAGAGUAUAAGUGGAAGUGUCACUCUGAAGAUCCUUCCUAGCUACAGAGAUAAUAUUAUUCCCCAACAGGUAUAUGUUAAGUGUCACUUUGAUUAUAAUCCAUAUAACGACAACCUGAUUCCAUGCAAAGAAGCAGGGCUCAAGUUUUCUAAAGGAGAAAUUCUUCAAAUUGUGAAUCGUGAAGACCCAAACUGGUGGCAGGCUAGCCAUGUCAAAGAAGGAGGAAGUGCAGGGCUUAUUCCUAGCCAGUUCUUGGAAGAAAAGAGGAAAGCAUUUGUUCGACGGGAUUGGGACAAUUCAGGUCCUUUUUGUGGAACAAUAAGUAGUAAAAAGAAGAAAAAGAUGAUGUAUCUCACAACUAGAAAUGCAGAAUUUGAUCGCCAUGAAAUUCAGAUAUAUGAGGAAGUAGCCAAAAUGCCUCCGUUUCAAAGAAAGACAUUGGUGUUAAUAGGAGCCCAGGGAGUGGGCCGAAGAAGUUUGAAAAACAGGUUUAUUGUACUAAAUCCCACAAAGUUUGGAACCACAGUGCCAUUUACAUCACGAAAGCCAAGGGAUGAUGAAAAAGAUGGUCAAGCCUACAGGUUUGUGUCCCGAGUUGAAAUGGAGGCAGAUGUUAAAGCUGGAAGAUACUUGGAACAUGGAGAAUAUGAAGGAAACCUUUAUGGCACCAAAAUAGAUUCUAUCCUUGAAGUGGUUCAGACUGGAAGGACAUGCAUCUUGGAUGUAAAUCCACAGGCACUUAAAAUAUUGAGGACUUCAGAGUUUAUGCCCUACGUAGUGUUCAUUGCUGCUCCAGAACUUGAGACAUUGCGUGCCAUGCACAAAGCCGUGGUAGAUGCGGGGAUUACAACAAAACUUCUUACAGACACUGAUUUGAAGAAAACAGUUGAUGAGAGUGCACGGAUUCAGAGAGCUUACAGCCACUAUUUUGAUCUGAUCAUUGUGAAUGACAAUCUAGACAAAGCCUUUGAAAAGUUGCAAACCGCUACAGAGAAGCUGAGGACGGAACCACAGUGGGUUCCAAUUAGCUGGGUAUACUGACAGUUCUUUUUGAAGACUGGUGUAAGCACCAAACUAGGCUUUCUGCACAUCAUAAACAUUAUACCGAUAACACAUUGUACAGAGGUGCCAGUCACUAACAGCACCUGAUGCAUUUGUAUUCUGUGUAUAUUUAGAUAAUGGUAUGCUAUUCCAAGUUUUUAUACAAUAUAUUGAAGGGAAAGUGUACUUAAUAUGUAAUUUAUUUUAAUUUUUCUAACUUUUUACAAAUCUUUCUAUUCAUACCACAUGAAGGAAAUGCGUUGAAGCAUUUUUAUAAAUGUUUUUUGAUUUACUACUUUGCCUUUUACUCAUCUAAGGAACAUUCACUUCUACAUCUGGUCUUACAUUUUCACUGUGAUAAGGAGAAAAAUACUUGAAAAAAUGUUGUUGGUUUUUUUUUGUAAAACUCUGUUUAAAUCAAGUGUUUUAUCUGGCUGGUUUUUUCUUAUUUAGAAGAAGACACUAAUCCUUAUCCUAAUAAACAUGUAUCUCUCCUUGA